AGUUUUUUUUGUUUUUGGUUUUUUUUUGUUAAGUGAAAAAUAUUGAAAAAGAGAAGCGAAUUUGGCGAGAGAAAGUAAAAGAAAGUUUUGUGUGUGUUGCGGGACGGAAAUGAAGGAUGUCAGUUGUGUGCACAUCGAAGAAAGCAACGGAAAUUAAAAUUUGCAUGUGCAGCAGGACACAGGACACAGGACACGGUACCCAGGACCCAGGACACGGCGUGCGGCAGUGCCAAGGGCAGAGGCAGAGGCAGAGAAUGUGGCCAAAGGACUGCAGCGGCUGCAGCAGCUGCAGCUGCUGUUGUUCAGCAUGCCAAAGCUCGAUGAAGCUGGCAAACGUAUUCGGCACUCAAAAACUCAGCUCGAUGCCAUUUUUUGAAUAAGAACUUGACUUGGCCAAAACUAUAGCCAGCAAAAGAGACAGCCAUACCGAGUGCAACUGGCAGAGACAGAGGCAGAGUGUGAGCAACAGUGAGUGUGAGAGUGAGAGUGAGAUCUCUUGUGCAUUAGCUGACAACUAGAUAAAACGCUCAACAACAACAUUGACAACAGCUUCAUCAACUGCUGGUCCACCCCAAGUACAUCAGGCCACACCCCCGACCCCCCGCCGCCGCCGUCCCCCCGCAGCCGCUCGCCCACUGCAAUCAUGGCGCUGCACGGACAGACGUUCUGCUUCUCCGCAGCUGGAUUUAUCGCUUGCUCAGCAAUCGUUCUGCUUUGCAGUUCCGAGGUCCUGUCCAGCUGGGAGGAAUGGUGGACGUACGAUGGCAUAUCGGGUCCCAGCUUCUGGGGUCUCAUCAAUCCGCAGUGGAACAUGUGCAACAAAGGACAUCGACAGUCGCCCAUUGAUGUGGUGCCCGACAAGCUGCUCUUCGAUCCAUACCUGCGACCGCUGCACAUUGACAAGCACAAGGUUUCCGGCACGCUGCACAACACGGGUCAAUCACUCGUCUUUCGCGUGGACAAGGACACAAAGCAGCACGUGAACAUAUCCGGAGGUCCGUUGGCCUAUCGCUACCAAUUCGAGGAGAUUUACAUACACUACGGCACCGAGAACAGUCGCGGCUCCGAGCACUACAUACAGGGCUACAGUUUUCCGGGCGAGAUACAAAUCUAUGGCUUCAACAAGGAGCUGUACCACAACAUGUCCGAGGCGCAGCAUAAAUCGCAGGGCAUUGUCGGACUCUCGUUGAUGGUGCAAAUUGGCGAAACGCCCAAUCCCGAGCUGCGCAUCAUAACGAGCACAUUCAACAAGGUUCUCUACAGAGGCUUUUCGACGCCCAUACGGCACAUAUCGGUGCGAUCGCUGCUGCCGAAUACGGAUCAUUACAUUACGUACGAGGGAUCCACCACGCAUCCGGGCUGCUGGGAGAGCACGGUCUGGAUACUAGUUAAUAAACCCAUCUAUAUCACCAAACAAGAGUUAUAUCAACUCCGUCGACUGAUGCAAGGCUCCGAGAGUACACCGAAAGCUCCAUUAGGUAAUAAUGCGCGACCCGUGCAAAGCUUACACCAUAGAACCGUAAGGACGAACAUAGAUUUUAAACGUCAUAAGAAUCAAAAUGCAUGUCCUUCCAUGUACAAGGAUAUGUACUAUCGUGCGAAUCGCUGGUCGCCAGACACGGGACUUCUGAUACGUUGACAACAGCAAUCAAAACAACAACUAAAGCAACAACAACAGCAACAACAACAACAACAACAGCAACACCAACUGCAUUUCGCAUUUUCAAAUCUUUUGCAACAGAAAGAAAACGGACGAGCUCAGGAUUCGUUUUGGCUUGCAGCAUUCCUAAAAUGCACAGGCAACAAUAGCAACAAUUACGAGAAUUAUCUCGUAUAUAUAUAUAUAUACAUCAUUCUUAAAGAGGUAAAAACUGCGCAUAACUGAAACUGAAAUACCCUGGCAAAGAGUCUUUAUGAAGGGAAUAAAUUCCCAAAAUUCCCAAAAUCCCUGUUUUCGCUCUUCCAUCUUUAAGUUAUUAUUUUUUGGUCUGUCAAUUUUUAUUGCAUAAAUCACAACUGAAGUCUAAGCACAUAAUAUACUUAUUCAUAAGCUAGCCCUGUCACUGAAAGU
Molecule: messenger RNA, 2071 nt
Organism: Drosophila hydei
Lineage: Eukaryota; Metazoa; Arthropoda; Insecta; Diptera; Drosophilidae
Gene: CARPA
Product: carbonic anhydrase-related protein 10
Exons: 8
Coding region: 644-1639 (331 amino acids)
Molecular function (GO): carbonate dehydratase activity; zinc ion binding
Source: RefSeq, a predicted model, not a curated record